Aaosphaeria arxii CBS 175.79 is the source of this 1683-nucleotide messenger RNA. Its product is annotated as RNI-like protein. Gene Ontology annotation, cellular component: SCF ubiquitin ligase complex. The transcript has 2 exons. The coding region runs from base 1 to 1683 and encodes 560 amino acids. Lineage: Eukaryota; Fungi; Ascomycota; Dothideomycetes; Pleosporales. The record is from RefSeq and is a predicted model, not a curated record. Gene Ontology annotation, biological process: SCF-dependent proteasomal ubiquitin-dependent protein catabolic process.
AUGGCCGCAGAGCGGCCCAGGAAACGCAAACGCGAUCAAGACGAGGCAAUAGCCAAGAUAAAGAAGGGAAAAGAGGCUAAGAAGAAGUCUGCCAAGAAGAAGAAAAAGCAUGGCUCUGAUGAUUCCGAUUCAGACUUCGAUAUUAUGGAUCUGUAUAAGAAGGCGAAGAAACUGCCGGGACAACUAGAAAAUUGCGAGCUUUGCGAGAAGAGGUUUACCGUUACGGCAUACAGCAAGGCUGGGCCUAACGGCGGCCUGCUUUGUACACCCUGUGGGAAGGCCAUGACUAAAGAAGCAAAAGCCACUGAAAAAGCAAGUAAGCCGGUUCAGCGCAAGGGUAGGAGGAAGCUCGAGAGCAAUCGCCUAGACGGUUUCACGUCGCGUGGUGCCAGAACUCUACAGCAACUUUGCAUAGAGAAGCUUGCGAAGCAUGCCGAAGAUAUUGAUGAGUUUGGCGAAAUGCCAGAAGCAAUCAUGAAUCGUCUCAGUGAGAUUUUCUCCAAGAAGAGAGCCAUGAACCCAACAACGUUCAAGCUGUUCUUGCAGCCAGACAGGGAGGAAGUGUCUAUCCAGGAAUCUGCAUAUCUCGAAACAGAAGACUUCGAUCAGAUAUUUGCCAUCGUGCCAGGUAUCAAGAAAUUAGCACUCCGAAAUUGCUGUCAAUUCAAAGACGUCAACGUGGACUACAUGAUUGAGAAGGCAAAGAAGCUUUCUGACAUCCAACUUCUAGGAGCGAACCUUGUCUCCGAUGACAAAUGGACCGAACUCUUCAUUGCCCGUGGCCCCGACCUGAAAUCCUUCAAGGUUGAAUGGCUUGAUGCAGCCUUCACUGAUGAAGUAGUUCAAGCACUGGUGACAUUUUGCCCGAACCUUGAGCGCCUAAAGCUGGAACGCUGCAAACAUCUCGGCGUCGAAGCCAUCGAUGCUAUAGCCCGACUUGAGAAUCUGCAGCAUCUCACUCUGCGCUUCUGCAAGGAAGUCCCCCGAGAGCGACUUGUCAACUUAAUUGGAAAUGUUGGGCCCAAUCUAGAGACUCUCUGUCUCGAGAACUUCGUUGAGAGCGACUGCGAGCCCACUGACGUAAUUCUCGAAGCCAUCCAUACUUCUUGCACAAAUCUCAGCAAGUUCCGCUUCACGGAGAAUAACGUGUGCACCGAUGAGGGUUACGUAAACCUAUUCACAGAUUGGAGCAACCCACCUUUGCGGUACAUCGAUGUCAACAGUACUCGCGAUGUCGACAAUGCAAACCCUGACGGUCCCGAGGAGUACACCAUCGGUGUGGGGUCUGCAGGUUUUGACGCCAUCAUGAAGCACUCCGGCUCAAACCUCCAGUGUAUCAACAUCUCAUCCUGUCGACACAUCGAUCACGAAACAUUCGCCAACAUCUUCGAUGGUGAGAAACAGUAUCCGAGUCUGCAGGAAAUCAAUCUCUCCUUCUGUCCAGUGGUAGAUACACAAGUCAUCGCAGGCAUCUUCCGCAGCUGCCCCAAGAUCCAAAAGGUAAUCACUUUUGGCUGUUUCGAGGUCAAGGAGGUCGUCGUGCCACGGGGAGUCGUACUCAUCGGAGCCCCCAAGGCGCAGGACGCCAUUGAGCAGUUUGGAGACGUGGUCAUGGAUUUCCAGAAAGAACUGCAGGCGGAGAUGGCAAAGGCUGGCGGGCGCAUCGUGCCUGUCCGCGGUUAG